AUGUCUGCCUACAUCAAAACCCCUCUCGCAAAGCAUCUGCCUUCUCUUGCCGUCCAACAACACCCAAUCUACCUUCCACCAGGCGCCUCCAUGAACCCUCUCGCUCAGCCAAAUGGAAUCCCAGCAGUCGCAGCGAUCCUUCGUCAGGAGCCGGCUUUUACUCAGCAUCUUCGAGCACUCAGGUGCUUUUACGCUAUGCUCCGCACACCGGUCACACUUGCUGCUCUGCUUUCCGUUGUCGCUUUUGUGGUGAUUGCGGUCUUGACUAUGGCAAUGAAAUUCAGACUGCUAGAGGAUGAGAGUCAGAAGGAUGAUCCGAUUGUUUUUGACGAUGUCGAGAAGAGGGGGAACCAUGCGAACGAAGGUCAGAAGGAAGGAGAUCGAGCGGUAUUGGGUCAAUUGAAAGGAGUGGUGACAGGUUUGAGGAUAAUGGGUAUGGGGGAGGAUAUCGUUGACGUUGAAUUGGGCCAUGAGAAGGCCUGGAGAGAGGCCUACAGGCAACAUGGGAAUGAAUGGACAUGA
This is a messenger RNA of Bacidia gigantensis, 522 nucleotides long. RefSeq lists its product as uncharacterized. NCBI's taxonomy places the organism in Eukaryota, Fungi, Ascomycota, Lecanoromycetes, Lecanorales, Ramalinaceae. The coding region runs from base 1 to 522 and encodes 173 amino acids. The record is from RefSeq and is a predicted model, not a curated record. The transcript has a single exon.